Molecule: messenger RNA, 1039 nt
Organism: Notothenia coriiceps (black rockcod)
Lineage: Eukaryota; Metazoa; Chordata; Actinopteri; Perciformes; Nototheniidae
Product: dynein heavy chain 9, axonemal-like
Exons: 7
Biological process (GO): microtubule-based movement
Cellular component (GO): axonemal dynein complex
Molecular function (GO): dynein intermediate chain binding; dynein light intermediate chain binding
Source: RefSeq, a predicted model, not a curated record
GCUCGGGUGUAUCUGGUCCCAGAGGAGGUUCUGAGAGGAGAGCUUUCAGAGGGUCUCAUGAAGGUGCAGACCACCCUGGAGACCCUGCAGCUCUUCAGGAGCACGUACGACGAGCGCAGGGCCAAUCUGAGCCGGUACCAGAGGAACGGGGUCCCUGUGAGGCCCUGGGACUUCUCGCCACUAUUGGUCUUCUCUGGACUUGACUGCUUUAUUAACAGAGUUAGGAGCAUUAAGGACAUCCUGUUGACAGCUGUGGACCUGCUGAAGCUAGACAAGUUAGAGAUUGGAGGAGUCCGGGGCCGGGCCCUCAGCCAGCAGGUCCAGGUGCUUCACCGGGGGUUUGUGGAAACGUUCAAACUGUUCACAGAGAAGCCCUACCACUGCCUGGACCUCAACAACAAGGAGUAUGAAGAAGAUCUGAGGGAGUUCAAACUCAAGGUGGAUGACACAGACAGACAAGUAGGAGCCAUCUUCUGUCAGGCCUUUGAGGAAACCUCUGGACUUGAGCACGCCUUCAAGGUUCUGGAUAUGUUUGGAGGCUUGCUGGAGCGCCCGUGGGUUGCCACAGAUGCUCUGGAAAGAUUCCCUCUGCUGGUCUCCAUGUUUGACAAGGAGCUGGACUGCUGUACACGCCUUUACAAGAAACACAUCCAAACUGCAGAGGAGCGGGAGCUGGACAACCUACUCGUUAUCAGUCAAUCAUUCUUGACCUCCUCAGGUUGGGCUCCAGUGAAUAGGAAUAUGCCAGCAGUAGCUGGCAGACUGAGAUGGGCCCAGGAGCUUCAGCUGCGCAUCCUGACCCCCUUCUCCAAGUUCAGACACCUCUCCUACCCGUGCCUGGAGUCUGCAGAGGGAGCCAGGGUCAUCCACAAGUAUGAGGAGCUGACGCAACUGCUGAACAGGAAAGACUUCCAAAGAAACCCCACAGUUAAUGGGGGAAAAAUGGAAUAAACCUCGAGGAGAGCAUCAGAGGAGGGAUCCCUCUCCCAGGAUGGACAGACGUGCAAUAGAUGCCAUGUCUAAAUUGAAGAGAUAAUAC